Molecule: messenger RNA, 668 nt
Organism: Colletotrichum acutatum
Lineage: Eukaryota; Fungi; Ascomycota; Sordariomycetes; Glomerellales; Glomerellaceae
Exons: 1
Coding region: 77-385 (102 amino acids)
Source: RefSeq, a predicted model, not a curated record
GCUGCUUCUCCCCCUUCACCCAUUGACGCGCUAGUCGACGGCAUAGACGACUCGAGGCGCUCGGCAGCUCGCAGUGAUGGCUGAAGAAGGAUAUGAUCGAAGGACCCUGGACGUGGCGUCCCUCUCCCAAGAAACCCCAAGAGCCCCCAAGCUUUGCCCAAGCCCGUUGCCCAAGACUUUCACGACAUCCCCCCAGGUCUCCCAAGAGCGUCCAAGACGUCCAAGACCUGCCAUCAAGAAGGACAAGAAAAAUCAAGAGAUCUUGCCCGAAAGCUUGUCACCAUCCGGGGAAAUACACACCAUUUCUGCAGCCUACAAAAGAGGCGCUGAAGCUAUCAGAGCCUCACGCCUAUUCAACAUCAGAGUUGACUCUCGAGUCUUGUGAGUGAGGCAGAGAGUAUUGAAGUUGUGCCCCCAUCCCAACAAUGCAGCCCUGUUCCGCUACGGAGACCAACCCCUGUCUGUCCCUUCUCCCCUCUCUCUCCACCAGCCCGUCUCUCCAACUCUUAUCAGCCAGAUGGACGGAGGAUUUGCAACCGGAUUGACCAUUCAAAAGCCGUGGACAAAGAGGAGUCGUAUCAUCCAACCAGCCACAAGGUGGCAAGUUGAUUAAUCUGUGUUCAGAGCUUCGGCCAGUUGGGCGGGGGGGCGGAGGGACGCAGAACACU